UAAUGUUAGAAAAUAUGAUAACAAAAAAACCUAACUUUGAAAACAAAGCUAAAUCUUAGAAUUAAAAAGCAAGAUUUCUAAAUGAGAAGUAAGAGAGUGAGCAUCCACCUUAGAUGAGAAAUGCAUAACGGUUUUUGUAAUUGCAUUUAUAAAUAAAGAAAGUCGAAAACCAAAAGCAACUUAAGAGAUGAUUGUUCUACCUUAGCCAACAAUAUAAUAUGGAUAACCAGUAUUAGAAUAAAAUAAAUUUAAAUUUAGUAUGUUCCAAAGCCAAUUCCAAUACCUGAGGCAAUAAAAUAGAUAGAUAAAAAAAUAAAGGCUUAUCGUUUAGUGAUGGAGAGAGAGAGAUAAGAGAAAUUAUAAAGGGAAUUAUAAGAGUAGCAAAGAUAGAAUGAGAAUGAAGAGGAGAUGAAAAGGACUUUAGAUUUUAUGACAAAUCCUUAGAUAGUUGAUUAAAAAGAAGAGGAGAUAUAAUAAGAGGAAGAGGAAGGGGAAGAAUAAUUAUUUGAUGAGGAACCAAAAGUAUAAGAAGAAUAACCAAGACCUAAAAUUGAGAGUGAGAAAAUAUCAUACUUAGAGGCAGUGAAAAAGAGAGAGGAAAUUUAUGAUCAUACACUUUAAAGAAUAUAUGAGAAAAGAUAAAAUCCAUUAUUAUUUGCAGUAUUAAAUAAUCAUUUAUUAAAAGAAAUUUAAGAAGAAACCUCCUAUAUUAAAUAUAACAUCCAAAAAUAAGAUAAUUAAAGGGAAUGGAAGAAUGGAUCCUGAAGAACAUAAAUUAAGAGUAUUUAAUAGAGAGAAUGUUCCAACUAUGCCAGAUUUAAUUAUUCCUUCAUUUACAAUUAAAAAGGAUUAGAUGGCCAAAAAUAUACUGGCAUAUUUAGUAUUAUUAAUAAUUUAUUUAAAUAGAAAGAAUAUACUCCAUUAUUUCGUGGAUUUAAGAAUUAUGAAUAUCCAAAAUGUGUUUAAAAUAUCCUUUAAGAAGAAAUAGAAUCAUUGCCGAAAUAAUGA
Molecule: messenger RNA, 1008 nt
Organism: Paramecium sonneborni
Lineage: Eukaryota; Ciliophora; Oligohymenophorea; Peniculida; Parameciidae
Source: the annotation of a GenBank genome assembly